Messenger RNA from Paramecium tetraurelia, 882 nucleotides. RefSeq lists its product as uncharacterized. The record is from RefSeq and is a predicted model, not a curated record. Lineage: Eukaryota; Ciliophora; Oligohymenophorea; Peniculida; Parameciidae. The transcript is spliced from 3 exons.
AUGGACAGCAAAGAGAACUAUUUUAACUUCAAAUAAAUGACAGAAUCUUUUAGAAAUGUUAAGAAAUAUUCAUAACACUCAAACACCAUUUUAGACAUGUUUGUAGAAAUCACCUAGAAAUUGGACAAAUCUUCCAAAGAUUAUUUGUCCAAAGUCAUUCCUAUUGACGAUGACAAAUAAACACUCAGUUAAGUUGAUAGUAUCAUCAUCAUGAAUUACUUCAAAUAAAUAGUCAUCUAUCUAAUUAAAACCAAGGUAGAAUUAGAAGAAAGAACACAAUAAAUUGAAUCUCAGACCCAAUAUGAAACUUUGAUUUAGAAGCUAGAAGCUGAUGUUCGUUAACAUAUUCGAAUCGAAUAACAAUUAAGAAUCUAUACUGAAACACUCUAAUCUAAAAUUGAUGAUUUUGUAAUAGAAAGAGAGUAAUAAACUCAAUAGAUAAAAGAAUAUGAAUAAUAAAUCAAAUAGAAAAACAAAGAUAUCGUAAUCUAUUAAAGUGAACUUCGUAAAGCAAUCAAUUAGAACUAAUAAAGACAUACUAAACUAAUUACUGAGCCAAUCCAUGAAGAUUAUGAUACUGCAUACCACCUCAACAAGUUGAAUUAAACCAAUUAUACACAUCAACGUAAAGCCAGUCAAUUUAAUGAAGAAAAGUGUGCAGCAAAUAAAUCUCAACUCAAUAGUUAUAAAAACUCCCCAGAAAGAAUCCCAAUUCGCAAGAUAUCAGUGACUAACUAUGCUGACACUAAGGCCAUUAAAUAGCCAGUCUUCAUUCGAUAACCAUGUCCAAUGUCAUAUUCACAUUUAAAAACCGAGGUUUAACUCAGUUAUAGGAGUAACAGUUAAGAGAGUAAAUAGGCAUCUAAGAAUGCAAUAAAAUGA